AUGCGCAACGUUGAUAGGGAGACCCCCAGUCGAGACGUAAUGACGUCACCAACGAUCGGCAUCUUUCAGUUUCUCACAUCAAAACCCAUCAGCAAAGAUUGGCCUGUCUGUGGUUCUCUUCUGUGGUAUAAGAAGCUCUUGCCAUGUCCUAUUCAGCACUCUGGCUGGCGUUAUUAUACUGGACGCUCCUGCACUCCCCAAACAAGUGUAGCACUUUAAACAAAGCAGACCUGCAAGAACUAGAGAAGAUCAACACCUGGGUCAUCACCCACAGCUCUCCCUGCAGUGCCACCUGUGGGCUGGGCAUCCGUACCCAGGAGCUCUGCCCAAUCGGGGGGACCACAAGCAUAUCCACCACUACCUGCAAGAAGAGGACGGUCCGCUGCCUAGACACCUGGCAGUGUGGCCUGAAGACCCAAACAGCGAUUUCCGGUCACAAGCUCAUUCUUGACUGUUUAGAAGAAGUGAUGGAUGCCAUGGGCCGCUUUGCCUUUGUGGUGUCUUGGCGUUUCGCCCGUGGAGUGAUCACCUCUGACGAUUCUCUGUUUACCCGCUAUGAAGCUCUGAGUUUGGACAAGGUGGUACUAGACCCUUUGAGAGAGGAGGAUUCUGGGACAUUUCGAUGUGAUGUGCUGGAUACUGGUAGACACAGAGUAAAGAGAAUGUAUAAAGGGGUGAGGGUGAUAUCUCCUGACAUGCUGAAUUUGGACUUUGCUAAAGGUCUGAAUCAAUGGGAAAAACCCGAGAGCCUGUGGCCAAACAUCACCACGAUCAACAAGGGGAAACUGUAUCCGAGCAGCACUCUCCGAAACGUGGUGCUGGUUAGCGUGUCUAUAUGUGUUGCAUUGAUAGCGGUCAUCUUUCUACCCUUGUGGGCUUAUAACCGGAAAAUGCCCAAAGCAACAGCUCAACCUUUCCAUGACAAUUUUUAAGAACUCCCUUUUGUUUUUCAGCAUGUAGAUUACAGCAAUGUCAAAUAUAAGUCAUAUCCAAAAAUGUUAUCUUUAGCCAGUCAUUAAAGAACAGAAGUCUAUUAAAAAGCA
This is a messenger RNA of Triplophysa dalaica, 1043 nucleotides long. RefSeq names its product transmembrane protein 81 (gene tmem81). Bases 144 to 932 code for a protein of 262 amino acids. NCBI's taxonomy places the organism in Eukaryota, Metazoa, Chordata, Actinopteri, Cypriniformes, Nemacheilidae. The record is from RefSeq and is a predicted model, not a curated record. The transcript is spliced from 2 exons.